UGGCAGGGCGGGGCGCCUCGCGAAGAUGGUGGCGCGCGCGGUGUGUAGCUCUCGUCGUCUGCCCAAGUGUCAGCUCAGCGCACCGGCCAGCGUGUCGCUGGUCUGGAGCCCUCGCCUGCCGGGCCUCUGACCCCGCGCCCCCGCGCCCGAUUCCCGGCAUGCCCCGUGCCCGUAAGGGCAGUGCGUCCCGGAAGGGCGGCCAGCGCCGCCGAGGGGGUGCCCGCGGCAGUACCCAAGCUGACUCGGGUUCCAGUGAGGAUGAGGCAGCCAGUGAGACCCACAGCACCACCAGUGAAUGUGCCAGCCUUCUCAGCACCGCAGCAGAAGACAGCCUUGGGGGGGAUGCCCUGGAUGAGCAGGGCCAGCAGGAAGACCUUGAGGAGAAGUUGAAGGAGUAUGUGGACUGCCUCACAGAUAAGAGUGCCAAGACCCGGCAAGGUGCUCUUGAGAGCCUGCGCCUGGCCCUCGCGUCCCACCUACUCCCCGACUUCUUGCUGGAGCGCCGCCUCACGCUGGCCGAUGCCUUGGAAAAAUGCCUCAGGAAAGGGAAGGGUGAGGAACAGGCCCUGGCCGCUGCUGUGCUAGGCCUGCUCUGCGUGCAGCUGGGCCCUGGAUCCAGGGGCGAGGAGUUAUUCCACAGUCUGCAGCCCCUCCUGGUCUCUGUGCUCAGUGACAGCACAGCCAGCCCUGCUGCCCGGCUCCACUGCGCUUCUGCUCUUGGCUUGGGCUGCUACGUGGCUGCCGCCGAUGUCCAGGACCUGGUCUCUUGUCUCACCUGCUUGGAAGGUGUUUUCAGCCGGCCCUGUGGUGUGGGUGGCUCCACAGCCCCUGUGUUCCCUGUCAGCCUGCAUGGCCUGCUCUGUGCUGCCCUGCAGGCCUGGGCAUUGCUACUCACCAUCUGCCCCAGCAGCCACAUCAGCCACAUCCUGGACAGGCAGCUGCCCCGGCUGCCCCAGCUCUUGUCCAGCGAAAGUGUGAACCUGCGGAUCGCUGCCGGCGAGACCAUCGCAUUGCUCUUUGAGCUUGCUCGGGACCUUGAGGAGGACUUUAUUUAUGAGGACAUGGAGGCCCUCUGCAGUGCCCUGCGCACUCUGGCCACCGACAGCAAUAAGUACCGUGCCAAGGCUGACCGCCGGCGUCAGCGCUCUACUUUCCGUGCUGUGCUGCACUUUGUUGAGGGUGGCGAGUGUGAGGAGGAGACGGUCCGAUUCGGGCUCGAGGUGCUCUAUGUGGACAGCUGGGCUCGGCGCCGGAUCUAUGCCACCUUCAAGAAUGUGCUGGGAUCGGGCAUGCACCACCACCUCCAGAACAACGAGCUACUCCGUGACAUCUUUGGCCUGGGCCCUGUGCUGGUGCUGGAUGCCACUGCCCUGAAGGCCUGCAAGAUCUCACGUUUUGAGAAGCACCUAUACAACGCUGCCGCCUUCAAAGCCCGGACCAAGGCACGCAGCCGCGUGCGGGACAAGCGGGCAGACAUCCUGUGAGGCAGGACCAGCUGAAGAGGAGAGUGUCCACACCCUUGCCCACAUUUUUAACAGAAGACAGUGCAACAGCUGGUCCCUGCCAGGAAUUGUUGCUUUAUUUUUUUAAGGACAAAACCAAAAACAGACAUGGGGCUGGGUGGCUGGAAGCCAGGCCCUUCACCCCUGCGCUCAGCCCUGUGGUCUCUUCCUGCCCUGUCUCAGGCCAGGCCAGAUGUGUGCCUGUCCCAGGGCUGUGGGGCAGGCAGGAGGAGGGCUGUCCCUUCCUUUCUUUCCUUUCUCAGGCCUUGCUCCCCUGGGAUCAACCACUUCCUUGGGGGGGAAUGGCAUCUGGACAAAUGCCACCACAUCAGCUGGGGAGAGGGAGACUACCUGGAAUUGAUUUAUGGGCUGACUUUUAAAGAUUAUUAGAGAUAAUUAAACUGAAUGCUCAGC
Molecule: messenger RNA, 1916 nt
Organism: Diceros bicornis minor
Lineage: Eukaryota; Metazoa; Chordata; Mammalia; Perissodactyla; Rhinocerotidae
Gene: IFRD2
Product: interferon related developmental regulator 2
Exons: 12
Coding region: 159-1484 (441 amino acids)
Source: RefSeq, a predicted model, not a curated record